Messenger RNA from Mesocricetus auratus (golden hamster), 2669 nucleotides. RefSeq names its product protein kinase cAMP-dependent type I regulatory subunit beta (gene Prkar1b). The record is from RefSeq and is a predicted model, not a curated record. NCBI's taxonomy places the organism in Eukaryota, Metazoa, Chordata, Mammalia, Rodentia, Cricetidae. Gene Ontology annotation, cellular component: cAMP-dependent protein kinase complex. Gene Ontology annotation, biological process: regulation of protein phosphorylation. Gene Ontology annotation, molecular function: cAMP-dependent protein kinase regulator activity.
GCGCGCAGCGGGGGCGGGCGGAGGGCGGCGCCGCUGCAGUGCGGAGACCCGCUUGCCGUCCCCGCGUCUCCGCGUCUCCGCGUCCCCGCGCAGUUGCCUCUGGCCUCGGGCACCGCGCAUCUACAGGACUGUAGAAGACAUUCUGACCAUGGCCUCCCCAUCAUGCUUCCACUCAGAGGAUGAGGACUCUCUGAAAGGAUGCGAGAUGUACGUGCAGAAGCAUGGCAUCCAGCAGGUGCUCAAAGAAUGCAUUGUGCACCUUUGUGUCGCCAAGCCUGACAGGCCACUGAGGUUCCUUCGGGAGCACUUCGAGAAACUGGAGAAGGAGGAAAAUAGGCAGAUCCUGGCUCGGCAGAAGUCAAACUCACAGUCUGAUUCCCAUGAUGAGGAGAUCUCUCCAACACCUCCAAACCCUGUGGUAAAGGCUCGCCGCAGGCGGGGUGGUGUGAGCGCUGAGGUUUACACUGAAGAGGAUGCUGUUUCCUAUGUGAGGAAGGUCAUUCCCAAGGACUAUAAGACCAUGACUGCACUGGCUAAGGCCAUUUCCAAGAAUGUGCUCUUCUCACACCUGGAUGACAACGAGAGGAGUGACAUAUUUGAUGCCAUGUUUCCUGUCACUCACAUCGCUGGGGAAACAGUCAUACAGCAAGGGAAUGAAGGAGAUAAUUUCUAUGUGAUUGACCAAGGAGAAGUAGAUGUAUAUGUGAACGGGGAAUGGGUUACCAACAUCAGUGAGGGGGGAAGCUUUGGGGAGCUGGCCCUCAUCUACGGCACCCCCAGAGCAGCCACCGUGAAGGCCAAAACAGACCUCAAGCUCUGGGGCAUCGACCGUGACAGCUACAGGCGCAUCCUCAUGGGGAGCACGCUGAGGAAACGCAAGAUGUAUGAGGAAUUCCUCAGCAAAGUCUCCAUCCUAGAAUCCCUGGAGAAGUGGGAACGCCUGACUGUAGCUGAUGCCCUGGAGCCUGUGCAGUUUGAAGAUGGAGAGAAAAUCGUCGUUCAGGGGGAGCCUGGGGAUGACUUCUAUAUCAUCACAGAGGGCACUGCUUCUGUCCUCCAGCGACGAUCCCUGAAUGAGGAGUAUGUGGAAGUGGGGCGCCUUGGGCCCUCUGACUACUUUGGGGAGAUUGCACUGCUCCUGAACCGGCCCCGUGCAGCCACUGUGGUGGCCCGGGGUCCCCUCAAGUGUGUGAAGUUGGACCGGCCUCGUUUUGAGCGAGUCCUGGGCCCCUGCUCUGAAAUCCUGAAGAGAAACAUCCAGCGUUACAACAGCUUCAUCUCCCUCACUGUCUGAGCUUGCAUUACACCUGCACCCUUGUGGGGGCUCCUAUUGUGGCCCUGUGACCCAUUCCCCAUGCCAGGGGCCUGGGAGCUGCUGGUUAGCAGCUGGGUGGGGCUGGUGCCUGGCACGGAGCCUCUCCCUUCUCUGGACUCACUUUUGGAAUAAAUAACCAUCUUGUGCAUUUUAAAAAUAAAGGGCAAGAGACAACUCCAUCCCCAGACCAGGAAAGUGAUGGCUGGCUCCCCCACAGUGGCCCUGCAGCCUUAUCUUUGGGAUCACCAUAUCCCCUCUUCAAGUCUUCUGGGAAUUCUUAUCUGGUCUCCAUACUCGAACUGGCCCUGUGUCCUGCUAGGUCUCAAGAGGGGGAUCACAGCUAUCCUUGUAGCUUUCCCCCAGAGCUGGAAGAUAUCAGGACACUGUCCCUGGUCCCUCUGAGAUUCUCCCAGGUCUAGGCCCAGGUGUAGGACAGAUUAUGUCAAAUGGAGGUGUCCUUAAAUGGACACUCAGGCUUGAGAGCAGAAACAGAGUGUGAGGAAAGACAUUCUUGAUCCCUGCCCACUACCCCCAAUUCCCAGGGGGGCAUAACGGACCCAAAUAGAUCCCAGCCUCCUAAUUGAGGAUUGAGCUAUAGCCCCCAGAAAGUCAGGAGGUAGUGGCUUAAACCAGUCACUUGCCCUCACGGCUCUUGGAAAGUCCAUUUCCGGGUAGGCUGGACAUCCUGAUCUCAUGUCAGGACAGUUGGCCAAGCCUGUGACCCCUCACUGGCUGGACGCCCAGAUUGGGCAGGAAGCAUGGCUGAUGCUGGGGCUUUCCAAAAGUGGUGAGUCUGGGCUGAGUCCCCAUCUCCUGGAGGUCAGGAGCCAUGGUUCUGCCAACCUGCCUAUUGGAAACCCCAAGGGACAGCAAGGAACUCCAGCUUGCUGGUUAAAGCUGUGGGCAUUGAGCCUCCCCCAGAAUCGUUGUGUAAAACCCGAGUCCCUGCCCGGAACCCAAAGCAUCUCUCACUUGAGUCUCUCUUCUCCCUUACAUGGGGGGAAAAUGUACUGGAACCAGGCUUGACCCCAUACACUGAACCAUCAAUACCCUGUCCCCAGUGCAGUGUGAUAUGAGCCAUCCAGGCCUGAGAGCCACAUGAGUAUCCACAACUGCUCAGUGUCCCUUGGGUAAUCGGCAUGUCAUGAGACAGUGUGAUCAAUCUCUCCUUUCCCUUGCUGUGCACGUCUAGGGAGGUGAUUUUUCCAGCUGGCCAUCAGCUCCUCCCUGUGUGGCCCUGGCCGUGUGUGUCCUGCCUGCACCGUGGACUAUCUGUGGAUUCUGUGGACCUGCUCCUCCAUUCCCUAUUUAUGUCACCAAGUGCUGCAUGAGCUAUUAAAUGUGCAAUGAAGAA